CCGUGCGAACCUCUGUGACUACCAUUAAUAUUAGGAAAAUUGAGCUCUGGAUGUAUUUGCCAUAAUAGAAAUAUCUGCAGUGAUUGAGAAAAAUAACAAAGAUGGGCAAACCACAUGUUUUAGCUAUACCUGCUCCUGCUCAAGGCCAUGUCCUUCCCAUGCUGGAGAUCAUGCAAUGCUUAGCCAGACAUGGUUUCAAAGUCACGUUAUUGAACACUGAGUUUACUCAAGAAAGAGUCAUCAACGCAUCGACAGGGAAAGACAAUAUUAUAGAGGAUCAUAUACAUCUGGUUUCAAUCCCGGAUGGGUUGGAACCCUGGGAGGAUAGAAAUGAUAUGGGGAAGUUAACACAAGCGAACUUGCGGGUCAUGCCUCUAAAGCUGGAAGAGCUCAUACAAAAGAUUAAUGGAUCAGACAAUGACAAGAUCACUUGCAUUAUCGCAGAUGAGUUCUUGGGAUGGGCCCUGGAAGUUGCAGAAAAGAUGCAAAUCAAGCGAGCUGCCUUUUGGCCUGCGGCAGCUGCAACCUUGGCUGUGGGAUUCCGCAUCCCACAGCUGCUUGAUGAUGGGAUAAUAAAAAAUGAUGGAACACCUACGAGUAAUCAGAUGAUUCAACUAUCACCAACCAUGCUUGCCAUUAGCACAACACACUUUUUGUGGGCAUGCAUGGGAGACUUGACCACACAAGAAAUUAUUUUUGAAGCUACUGUAAGAAAUAACAAGUCUGUGCAGAUGGCAAACUGGCUGAUUUGCAAUUCGACUUAUGAGCUGGAACCUGCAGUAUUUGCCCUAUUUCCAAAUAUCAUGCCUAUAGGUCCACUUUUGGCAAGCAAUCAGCUAGGAAAUUCAGCAGGCUACUUCUGGCCAGAAGACUCAACUUGCUUGGAAUGGCUUGAUCAACAGUCAGCAAACUCGGUCAUCUAUGCUGCAUUUGGGAGCCUUACCGUUUUUCGUGAGAUCCAGUUCCAAGAAUUGGCUUUGGGGCUUGAACUCACUAACAGGCCAUUCUUAUGGGUUGUGAGACCAGAUAUGGCUGAUAAGAACAACGAUGCUUACCCAGAAGGAUUCAAAGAAAGAGUAGCAACUCGUGGGCAAUUGGUAGGUUGGGCACCUCAGCAGAAGGUCCUGGGUCAUCCUUCUGUUGCUUGCUUUCUAAGCCAUUGUGGCUGGAACUCUACCAUGGAAGGCCUAAGCAAUGGAAUCCCUUUCCUAUGCUGGCCAUACUUUUGUGACCAGUUUCUUAACCAGAGUUACAUUUGUGAUGUGUGGAAAGUUGGAUUGGGGUUUAACCGCAAUGAAAGUGGGAUCAUCAAAAAAGAAGAAAUUAAGGAAAAAGUGGAGCAACUGCACAGCGACAAGACAAUCAAAGCAAGGGCUUUGGAUCUAAAGGAAGUGGCUGCAAAAAGUGUUAAAGAAGGUGGCUGUUCUCACAAUAACUUUAACAAUUUUAUUAAAUGGUUGAAGGCAUAGACAAGUUGUUUAGGCUGCAAACAUGCUUGAUUUUAUUUCUUGGUUUGUGUCUUGAAUUUAUUAAUUGUAUGUCACUAAAACUGGACUUCGUAAUAUCUCUCCCAAACAGCUAUGCUAUGCUCUUCCUCUCUUAUUGUGCUUC
Camellia sinensis is the source of this 1611-nucleotide messenger RNA. NCBI's taxonomy places the organism in Eukaryota, Viridiplantae, Streptophyta, Magnoliopsida, Ericales, Theaceae. The record is from RefSeq and is a predicted model, not a curated record.